This is a messenger RNA of Zophobas morio, 1246 nucleotides long. RefSeq lists its product as uncharacterized. The record is from RefSeq and is a predicted model, not a curated record. Gene Ontology annotation, molecular function: protein binding. The coding region runs from base 104 to 1165 and encodes 353 amino acids. The transcript is spliced from 2 exons. Lineage: Eukaryota; Metazoa; Arthropoda; Insecta; Coleoptera; Tenebrionidae.
UUCUGUUACACGCAUUGAACUGAUAACACUGAUAAAAGUGAAUGAGUGUUAUCGUUCCACUAUUUCACCAGAAUAUCGAGGUAGUUCGAAGAUAUGUGCCAAAAUGGGUACAAUCGAAUCUUAUUUAAAAGUUGUCAAUAACACCAACCAAGACAUCAUAGACACUUCAGUUUCCUCAUGUGAUAACUAUGACUGGGACGAGAAUUGUAGACCAGAUAGAAACUUUCAACAUCAAAACAUCCCAGCGCGAGGCGGUUCAGUCUCUCAAAGACUUGAAGUUAAAAGAAAUGCAAGUCACUGUCCUUUCAACAUGGUCCUAACUUUCGCUGAUAGUACAGUAGAUAAAUUUCGUAUUCAUCAAAAACAUGUUUUUGGGUGUUGUGCUGGUUUUAACCACAUGCAACGAGCUCACGACAUUACUUUCUCCGUUUCUAAUGAGAACCAACCAACACUCAUUAUCCAAAUUGCAAAUACGAAUCAACAGGUCCAAAAUGAGGAAGCCGAAAAGAAAAAUCGAGAAGGUGAAGUUGCUUUGGAAACGAAGGACUAUGAAACUGCUAUUAAAAAGUUUAACGAAGCUUUGAAUUUGAACAGUCAAGAUUCAGUUAGCAACAAAAUCAAAAGUAACAAAAGUCAAGCUUUUAACCAGUGGGGAGAGGAACUUUUACAAAAAAUUGGGGAUUUGGAAGCUGAUAUUACCGACGAUAAGUCUCAAGAAAUUCAAGAUACGUUAAACGAAGCCCUAAAGUUAUUCCAGAAUGCUGAAGCUUUAUCGAACUCACCGAAAUAUCAGCACAACUUGACUCUAGUUAAUUUGAAAAUUGAAGGUAAUCGAAUUUUUAAUGAGGCGAAUGAAAUGGAGAAAGAAGCAUUUGUAAUAUUUGACAAUGGGGGCGGUGAUAUCGUCGCUGCGCGAAAUAACUACAAAGACGCUUUGGUAAAAUUUCAAGAAGCAUUGAAGAAGUUUGAGGAUGGACUGCAGUUAGAUAGAGACAAAUUUGAAGAUUGUGUAAACAUUGCUAGAGCGCACAUUGAAGAGGUGAACCAGAUGAUUGAUGAUAUUGAGAGGAUUGGGCUGAAUGAUCGCACCAGUGGACAAGGUAAUAUUGAAAAGGAUGAAAUAAAAACAGAGAGUGAAGAUCGAAUUGAUCCGAGGUUAAUUUAAAGUGGUAGUUAAAAAGUACUCACCUGUCAUGUAUUUUUUCGUUUUAAACAGAUUACAAAUAAUAUAGAUUCGAUAACCAUA